AGAGCCUACAGAGUCUGUAUCAGCUUCAAAAACUACAAAAAAAGUGAUAGAAUAAAUGAGAGUAUAAAAUGCUGAGAUGAGUUUGUGGAUAAUUGUUUGUAUCAUUAUAAGAGCCCAACAUGUUUUCUUUUUAGGGUGGAUUUUUAUUGUGGAUUUUUAGGGUGGAUUUUCCUUUUAAACUCGUGCUGACAGCUGGCCCCGCCCCCAGCCCACCAGCUCUGCUCCUAUUGGUCACACGGAGGGUCAGCUGCUGCAGCAGGGACGCACGUGCAGCUCCGCGCAUUUCAAGAUCAAGAUGGCAGCCUCCGUGUGUCGGUGCUACGAGCUGGUUGGCAGACGUGCCUUGGCCCUGUGCUCCCGGCCCCUGGCCCCCUCAGUGUGGAGAGGAGAUGCCUACACGUUACACAGGAGCCCCGCUGCAACUGUGCAGGUGCGAUAUAAUUCAGGACGUAAAGGUUUCCUGGGAGAGUUUGUGGAUAACCUGCGUCAGGAGUUUAGUAAGAAUCAGGAGAUGAAAGACAACAUCAAAAAGUUCAGAGAAGAGGCCAAGAGGCUCGAGGAGUCUGAUGCUCUCCAGCAAGCCCGCAGGAAAUAUAAAUCUAUAGAGUCUGAGACAGUGAAGACUUCAGAGGUGUUUAAGAAGACCUUGGGCUCCCUGUCAGAGACUGUCAAAGAGGGUCUUGAUGGGGUGAGUCGCACUGACAUUGGGAAGAAGAUCAAGGAAAGUGUGGAGGAGGCUGCCAAAACAGCCAUGCACUCUGCUGAGUCAGUCUCCAAAGGAGGAGAAAAACUGGGCAAAAGCGGCGCAUUCAGGGCCAUCUCACAGGGUGUGGAGACCAUGAAGAGGGAGAUAGAGGUUGGGGAUGCUGGUCCAUACAGAGCCCCCUCGCAGCUAAGGAAGAGAAGUGAUUUCUCCUCCAAAGGAGCCGACAGCGACUCCAGAGUGUUCGAGGCCAAUGAGGAGGCAAUGGGUGUUGUUCUUCACAAGGAUUCAAAGUGGUACCAGCAGUGGAAGGACUUCAAGGACAAUAAUGUAGUUUUUAACAGAUUCUUUGAGAUGAAGAUGAAAUAUGAUGAAAGUGACAACGCCCUCGUCAGAGCAUCCAGAGCUGUGACGGACAGGGUCACUGGCUUCCUAGGCGGUCUUUUCUCAAAGACAGAAAUGUCCGAGGUGCUGACGGAGAUUGUAAAGGCAGACCCCACCUUCGACAAAGACUCUUUCCUCAAACAGUGUGAGAAAGACAUCAUCCCUAACAUACUAGAGGCUAUGAUCCGUGGAGAGUUGGAUGUUUUAAAAGACUGGUGCUAUGAAGCUACGUACAGUCAGCUGGCUCACCCCAUCCAGCAGGCCCGAGCGCUGGGGCUGCUCUUCCAGUCCAAAAUCCUAGACAUUGAUAACAUAGAUCUAGCGAUGGGUAAGAUGAUGGACCAGGGUCCAGUGCUGAUCAUCACCUUCCAGGCUCAGGUUGUCAUGGUGAUCCGCAGCCCCAAAGGAGACAUUGUGGAAGGAGAUCCGGAGAAGGUGAUGAGGAUGAUGUAUGUUUGGGCGCUGUGUCGUGACCAGGAGGAGCUGAACCCCAAUGCAGCCUGGAGACUCCUGGACAUCUCCGCCUCCAGCACAGAGCAGGCUCUCUAGGAGGAGAAGGAGGAGGAGCGCAGGUGAAAAGGCAGACAUGGGACACCUAAACUGUGAAUCAGGGCAGGAGACACAAGGAUGUGCCUGGAACACCUGCACAUACUGACUCACACACAUAUGUGACAUACGCAUUUCCGAUUGCUGCCCAGGGGAUUUAUGUGCGCAUGUAUAUCCGUCCACUCUCUGGUGUGAAGAUGUACAUGAACAUAAACUACUGGUACAAUUAUAUAUCCAUAGAAAACUACGCGUCCACCAAUAUGUGUGUGCUGUGUCCUGCACUGGUUAGCUCAGAGUUUGAGUUUCAAGGUGGAGAGUGAACAGAGAACAUUUACAUUAACUUUCCAAUGGAUAGAACCAACUUUUUCACCAACUGGCUAAAAAAUGAGCUUGUGCCAUUCCCCUCAUUGUUUGAUCCAAUGGUACAGUCCAUCCAUACCAGCCUGGACAUUAAAGGAGAUCGACAGAAGAAACCAGACACGACACCUGUGACUUUACUCGCUGGUCUCAAGAGGGACAUCUAAAGCCGAAAACUAGGUUUAACGUCACCGCAGUCUCUGUCAAAGAAUUCGAAACAGAAAAUUACAAUUUGGGCAGCCUUGUUGAAGCAACCAACAUAGCUGAGUGGGACAACAUGAGAGACCUUGUUGAUCAAGGCAAACAUGCUUCGAGUUCAAGGGGCACUCUACCGAUUUAACACAUAGAGGUCAGUUGCUAACUUGUCACAAGGAGUCUACUCAGCCUGUGAAAACAGCUCUGGAGGAACUUGGGCUUUCUAAAAUCAGAUAAAAUGCCCCUGGUGAUCAGAGUAACCUCAGAUUGGGCUUUUUCACAGAAAACUUGUUUAUGUUACGAACUUAGGAUGUGGAGUUUGAAGGAAAAGAGCAUUUUUCAGACAGAAUGGGUCAAACAAAAGAUGCCAUUGAGUUGCUUUAUGGGACACUAUGGAAUAAAAGUCAAGAUAUUUAAGCCUCUGCUGCUUUGAUUGCGACCAUUAUAUUUUGGAAUUGUCUCCUGUGAGUCUGAAAACUUUAUGGAACUGCAAUACUAAAUGGCUGCAGUACAACCUUAAGGCUUAAGUGCAAAUUGUACUUUCCCCAUAACUGCAAGGGUCGAUGAGAUUUAAUAUCAUCAUCUGCCGAUGUCCGUGAGGGUCUGCCAACACUCUGCCUAUGCAGAUGCCCAAUGUCAUAUAAACAGAACUUAACAGCAUUUGUCUUGUGUAUGUCUGGCCCUUCCUAAUGGCCUCUUCACAAACAAUACAUUCAAGGUUCAGUGUGUAGGGUUUGGGGGGAUAUAUUGGCAGAAAAGUUAUAUAAUAUUCAUAACUAUGUUUUCAUGAGUGCAUAAUCACCUUAACAUAAACGCUGUCGUGCUUUUACUACCUUAGAAUGACAUAUUUAUAUCUACAUAGGGAAAUGGGGGUCCUCUUUCACAGAGUCCGCCAUGUCUUUCUACAGUAGCCCAGAACGGACUAACCAAACACUGGUCUUUAGGAAGGGCUAUUCCAGUUUUGGGGUCAGCCGCUGUAGUUGUUUGCAAUCAGCAACGUCACCACUAGAUGCCACUAAAUCCUACACACUGGACCUUUGAGAUGGUUGAAGUAUUGUUUUUGUCGGCCAAAUUACCAUUAACCAUUAAAUGAAAUGUGUCUUACUAGUAAAUGGCAUUGCUGGGGAAAGUAAAAGUUAGAGGCAACCCCAGAUUCACUCCAGUUUUGGAUGAAACAAGACAGAAUUGGCGUUUCGCCUUGCCAUAUUUCCAGGGGAGGGGGCCAAUUUUGCAUAGUAAGUAAUUAAUGAAGUAAUUCUCAGUAUUUGCUGUAAAAUUCAGCUGUUGUGGUUACUGCUUGGAUCCUGCUCACUUUCACAAUAAAACAAUAUUAAAACUUAAAUAGAACAACAAGUAAGGUGAAGUCUGAACAAUACAAUAGAGGAUGUAAUGAUCUGUAUAGUCCGGGCCCAUGCUGCCAUGUGCACUGAGCGCCCAGUGCACCCGAGAAACCACAAGCAACUGGAGAGAGCAUGUCCUUGUGUUUGUAUUCAAAAAGCAGCACACGUUUUUCAAGUUGCGGUGCAUUUGGCUCCCAGUCACUGUAUAUUCUGUACACCCUAAAUAAGAACUGUAUUGUAUCCACAUGUUAAUAUAAGCUGUCAGCUCCUUGUAAAUAUAAUAAAUGUCAAGUACUGCUUCUCGGUAAGCUCGGAGGGACCAUAGUCAGAUAUAUCACCAUGGCAGCUUUAUGUUUCAGGAUCAUUUGCCAUUUCAUGUCAUACAUUUUUCAGCGGUUUGUUUUACUAAAAUGUUUUCUUUUAUGUUUUUGUAAAGGCCUUAAUGCCGAAAAUGAACAAGCACAUUACUGUUUUUGACAUUCAUACUGUGUGACCACAUGGGUCUCUACUCAUAUGCCGCUGAAGAUUGAACACAUUUUGAUUGUACUGUAACUCUUUCCUUGAUUCGAUUAAGAUACAGAAACGUCCAUACUUGUGAAGAGAAGUUGAGCUCCUGAUCAAUGAAUGUCUAGAUUGUAGCAGGAGAAUUUUAGCCGUUUUGUUUGUAUAACAGUUGUCAUUCGUGGCCAUAACAUGUGAUGUGAUGUGGCCUGUCAUUUAGUAGAGUUCAUGACUAUGAUGAUCACACAGGGCUCAAGUAACAUUCCUGCUGUGUGCUGGUGAUUUUCACUCCUGGAGGUAAUAAAUAAAGCCCACUAAGUAGGGCAGUGCUUUCAAUCGAGAGACUCUCACAAUAGAUGAGAAAACAUGCAUGACAAGCUGUGAAGGGAGAGACUUUGUGGAAAAACUUCUGGCAGUAAAUGAUCAGAAAUCCCUGUCAUCGAGAGUGUGCAAUAGAUUUUUCCUGCUUAAAUCUGGUCCUGUGCAAAAUAUCUCAACAGGUAUAGUUAAGAUUGCUACAAUAUGAAAUGUGGUGUAGAUAUAUUUUGUUCCCAGACAAUUCAUUGUAAUGUUUGUCUAGGCCUCAACUUUCAUCUGUAUAGCCUUUUCCUUGGGUUCGAUCUUGAGCUAAUCGUGCAUAAAACGUACUGAACUCCUUACGACCAACUCUGCGACAAACUCUGUCGACUAUAUGAGCUCUCCCUUUAGUGCUGCUAUCAGCUAAAAUGUCAUCCUUGCACACAAAAUACUGUUUUCGUCAUUAAAAAUUAAGAUUGCCAAGUUGUCCACAGGGAUAAAUUGUUCAGACUUAAUGACUCUUCUUCUAACACGGCCCUGAGGAGAAACUUGAUUAUUGCUUAACUACUCGUGAGGCUAAAAAAAUAAAUAAAAAUCACCACUAUGAUUGCUCUGUGCAACACUUUCACAUUCUUCUUCAGAUUAAAGUAGUUUGGUUUAUGACAAGUGGCAGUAGUGUCUACAAUGGUACAGGAAACAACAAGGUUUACUUGAAAAAUGACCGUUAUUUCCGCAUUUUCCUGUGAUAAUGACAAAUUCUUUAUACUAUAUAGUGUAUAUGCCAGAAAGAUUUACACGUUACAUCCAUUCUUGAAGUUAUAAGUUGACCAAAGAAAAAAUGGAUUCUUGAGUUUUUCUAUUUUCAUCCAUUUAUAUGUCUGUGUGAAGAAUAAAGAGUGCUGUAUUAUGA
This is a messenger RNA of Plectropomus leopardus (leopard coralgrouper), 5233 nucleotides long. Its product is annotated as mitochondrial import inner membrane translocase subunit TIM44-like. Gene Ontology annotation, biological process: protein import into mitochondrial matrix. Gene Ontology annotation, cellular component: mitochondrial inner membrane. NCBI's taxonomy places the organism in Eukaryota, Metazoa, Chordata, Actinopteri, Perciformes, Serranidae. Gene Ontology annotation, molecular function: protein-folding chaperone binding. The record is from RefSeq and is a predicted model, not a curated record.